Messenger RNA from Crotalus tigris (Tiger rattlesnake), 836 nucleotides. RefSeq names its product olfactory receptor 11G2-like. The transcript is spliced from 2 exons. Lineage: Eukaryota; Metazoa; Chordata; Lepidosauria; Squamata; Viperidae. Gene Ontology annotation, biological process: G protein-coupled receptor signaling pathway. Gene Ontology annotation, cellular component: membrane. The record is from RefSeq and is a predicted model, not a curated record. Gene Ontology annotation, molecular function: G protein-coupled receptor activity; olfactory receptor activity. Bases 75 to 836 code for a protein of 253 amino acids.
AUGUCAUCUUAGAUGCCUCCGAACCUGUGCAACAGAGGUACAACCCUUUGGAUCAAGUCAACCAUACCAGGGUGAUGAAGGGCUUUGUUCUUCUGGGCUUCCCAUCCCUUUCGCCCUCCUUCCAGCUGCUCCUAUGCUCCCUACUUUCCAUCUGCUACGCCUUCACCUUGGUGGGGAACCUCUGCAUCGUAUGGGCUGUUCUCUUGGACUCUCGACUCAGCCGCCUGCCCAUGUAUAUCCUCCUGGGAAACUUUUCGGGUCUAGAGAUGUGUUACGUAACCACCACGGUACCCAGGAUGCUCUUCGAUUUGGCCUCUCCACUGCCGGGUGUCAUCUCUUUCCAUGGCUGUUUUCUCCAGUUCUAUUUUUUCUUUUCUAUGGGGACCACCGAAAGUUUCCUUCUUGCUGCAAUGGCCUUAGACCGAUACUUGGCCAUCUGCCACCCAUUGAGAUACCCACUGCUGAUGUCUCAAAAGUUCUGCUGCAUCCUGGCUGCUUCCUGUUGGGCUUCUGGCUUUCUCUGGUUUCUGGCACCCAUCGUUUUGAUUUCCCAGCUCCAUUUCUGUGGCUCCAAUGUCCUCGAUCACUUUAUCUGUGACCCAGGGCCGCUGUUGGCCUCUUCAUGCACUCCAGCCCUAGGCAUAGAACUGGGCUUCUACAGCCUCAGCUCCAUCACUAUUUUUGGUGUGUUCCUCUUCAUUGUUUGCUCCUAUGCUACUCUCCUCUGGACAGUAAUGAGGCUCCCUUCAAGCACUGGGAGACAGAAGGCAUUUUCCACAUGUACCUCACAUGCAAUAGUGGUAAGCCUUUUCUAUGGCUCAGUAAUGGUCACUUAG